AUGCGAAGGUUGCCUGCCGCCGCGAGGCUCUCCCUGCAGGCGCUGGUGUGCCUGUGGAGCACGCGGAAGUCCUCCGCCGGCUCCGCGCCCGACGCGCUCGCGCUGCUCCAGGGCUCCCUGCGCGUGUCCCGGUCCGGCGCGGCCGCCUCGGCCGAGGCGGGCGCCGCCGGCUCCGCCGCGGCGGGCGCGGGAGCCCGGCGGGCCGCGGAGGGCACCGCGGCCGCGGGCUGGGACGACGCGGGGUCCACGAUCGGGGACAUCUCCCCCAGGAUGAUCGACGACGAGAGCUCGCUGGCCGAGAGCGCCGCCGCCGUGCUGGCACAGCGGAGGCAGGCGAGGGAGCGCCGGGCGCUCGCGGCCGCCGCGGUCACCGAGGCCCAGGCGGAGGUGCUGGCCACCACCGUCACCGGCGCCCUCAACCGCGUGGGAGCCUCGCUGGACGAGCACAUGCCCGAG
Molecule: messenger RNA, 456 nt
Organism: Prorocentrum cordatum
Lineage: Eukaryota; Dinophyceae; Prorocentrales; Prorocentraceae
Source: the annotation of a GenBank genome assembly